AUGGUACACGAGGGCACGGGUCUAUGGCACGACGCGGGAUUCAGCGUAUCGAGGUGGCUGAUGAUCAUAAUACACGGAUACCGGGCCACCACCCUUCUGCUAUCCAUCCUACUUAACGUGCUGGUGCGAACCGGUGAGUAUGUACACCCCGAUUGUCCGACGGCGGUCACCGCGGAGAUAGUCACCGCGAACGUGAACUCGCUGGACGCAGGCAUCACCGGGAAACCGCUGGACAUCGACCUGUCGCCGACCAUACCGAUGACCUUUAAUACCACGAACUCGACGAUGAUCUCCGCCCAGUCCGGAUCCACGGCCAUGCUGCCCUGCGUCGUCCAUAAUCUCGGGGAUGGAGUGGUGUCGUGGAUCAAGCGAAAGAACGCCCAGGAGUUACUGACCGUCGGACUGACAACGUACGCGAACGACGAACGAUUCCAGGCGAGCCAUUUCCUCAACAGCCUGGACUGGACUCUUCAAAUAAAAUACGUUCAACCGAGGGAUGCCGGAUUGUACCAGUGCCAAGUGUCCACCCAUCCACCUACGAGUAUAUUUCUGUUCCUGGAGGUUGUCGAAGCCAAGGCAGAGAUAGCCGGUCCCAUGGAGAAGUUCGUGAGGCCGGGCAGCACCCUGCAGCUCCACUGUGUCGUGAAAAAAUCGACCGAGACGCCCUCGUUUCUAUUCUGGUACCACAACUUCCGGAUGAUCAACUACGACGUCGAUCAGGGGGUCAAUGUCAGCACCGAUCUGACGGGUCGCGAGAGCUGGUUGGAGGUGCCGCGCGCGUCCGAUCGUCAUUCCGGAAAUUACACCUGCGAGGCGAGCAACGCGCAGCCGGCCCGUGUCCUGGUGCACGUGUUCAAGGGGGAUAAUCCGGCGGCCAUGCAGCACAGCAUCGCGUCCUCGCCGUCCGUCAUGGCGUGCAGCGCCCUGCUGAUGAUGUUCGCCACGUUGAAGCUGGUGCUGCACUCCACCACCACCAACUGACCGUCGUGCGCCGGCACGCGCAUAGCCAGACGGAUCUAGGGAGAACACGUCCACGUCGGCACCGACUCGGAGAAAUCUUGUGGCGUGACAUGUGCUAUGU
This is a messenger RNA of Colletes gigas, 1081 nucleotides long. RefSeq lists its product as uncharacterized. NCBI's taxonomy places the organism in Eukaryota, Metazoa, Arthropoda, Insecta, Hymenoptera, Colletidae. The record is from RefSeq and is a predicted model, not a curated record. Gene Ontology annotation, cellular component: neuron projection membrane. The transcript is spliced from 4 exons. Gene Ontology annotation, biological process: synapse organization. The coding region runs from base 1 to 981 and encodes 326 amino acids.